Paramecium octaurelia is the source of this 1000-nucleotide messenger RNA. The record is from the annotation of a GenBank genome assembly. Lineage: Eukaryota; Ciliophora; Oligohymenophorea; Peniculida; Parameciidae.
AUAUAGAGUAUUUUCAUAUUUUAAAUGGAUUAAUGGAAUGACAUUCUCGAGGACACAUUUGCUGGCUCAAUUGGAGGCAUUACUUUUGUAUUGAGUGCACAUCCAUUCGAGUAAUGAUUGAUUUAUAAUAUUAGCACAAUUAAAGUGAGAAUGUAAAUGUUCUCUGAAAACACAUCCAUUCUUAAAACAGCCUAUAAAAUAUUUAAUUAGGAAGGAGUACUAAUCUAUAUCAUAAAUAAUGCUAGCCUUUUGCUUUUUAUAAAGGAGUUAUAUCACCACUUUUCUUUAGUUUUCCAGUUUCAGUAACAUUAUUUGCAUGCUAUGAAUAAUACAUGAGAUAUUUUUAAGUUGACAGAUAUUCGUAUUAACUAAUGCAUUGUAUCUUUAACUUCAUUAAGCAGGGGGUGUUGGUGGAGCUUAUGCUGGAUUUAUAUAGAGUUUUGCGACAAGUCCAUCUGAAUUAUUUAAGAUUGUAUUCCAAAUGUAGAUUUCAGAACGCACUCGUAAAUCUGUUUUGAGAUGCAUAUUUGAAUUUGUGAAUAAGGAGGGCAUAGCAUCAGUCUUCAAGGGAGUCUAUUCCACAAUAUUCAGAGACAUCCCUCAAUACACAACUUUCUUUAUUGCAUUUGAAUCUACCAAAUAGUAUUUACAAAAGGAGAAAGGAUAUUUAACGAUAUUUGAUCAAUUCCUGGCUGGAAUAACCGCAGGCAUAGUUUGCAUUUGCUUUUCCUAUCCAUAGGACAUGGUGAAAACAAAAAUAUAGUAUGAAAUUCUUGAAUCUAAAUAAAACCGAAAGUAUUAAGGAAUGGAUGGUGGUAUCUCAAAGUGCGUUAAAGAAAUUUACAAAGCAGGAGGUUUCAAGGGCUUUUGGCAAGGUUUCAAUAGUUGUGCAAUCUACUAUAUGGUAGCAAGUUCAGCGCAAUUGGUUGGGUAUUUAAUUUAUAUAAUUUAUAGAUACGAGCAAAGUCGAAUCUUUUGGGAUACUUACAUUAAACAUUGA